UAAAGAGGAAGGAUGGGAGGCUGAGCGCACAGGACUGAGAGGUGAAGACAGGUGUGGCUUUAAGAUGAAUCGACUUGUGGUUAUCGUUGCGACACUCUUUGUCCCCACUACAUACGGUGCUGCAGGCGGUUUGUGGUGUUACCAUGAUCCUAGUUGUGAUGACACCACCUGGUCCACCAUUGCCAGUGAACAUUGCAAUGGAUCCCGUCAGUCUCCCAUCAACAUCGUCUCUGCAUCAGCAGUGGGCGAUGAAACCCUGACUGCCUUCACCUUCACCAAAUACGGAGACAAUUAUACAAUGAAGAAUAUCAAGAACACUGGCAAAACUGUCAAAGUGGAACUGACAAGUGGCGUUCAGGUUACAGGUGGGGCCCUGUCUGAGGCCUAUGACAGCCUGCAGUUUCACCUCCACUGGGGGAAUGGUACCUCAGUACCUGGGUCAGAGCACACAGUGGAUGGAACCCGCUACCCCAUGGAGUUGCACAUAGUCAAUGCCAAGUCUUCGCACAACGGUAACACGACCACGGCCGUUGCAGACAGCACAGGACUCGCUGCUCUUGGCUUCUUCAUAGAGGCCAUGCCGGGUAAUGCAACUGGUUCACCAGCAGCCUGGAAUACUUUGACAUCCUACUUGGCCAACAUCACACUAAAAGAUGAUAUUGUAAACAUUACUCAUGCUAUUUCAUUGGAUGAGCUCCUGGAAGGGGUGGACCGUACCAAAUACUACCGUUACCUUGGCUCCCUGACCACUCCAAAUUGCAAUGAGGCUGUGGUUUGGACCGUGUUCAAGGACCCUAUCAAAGUCAGCCAGGACUUGAUUGAUCUCUUCAGUACAACAUUGCACAUUGACCACAACUCCACCUCUGCCUUGAUGACCAACGUCUUCAGGAGCAUCCAGCCGUUCAAUGACUGGGUGGUGACGACCCAGGGCCGCGCAGCUUCGGGAGCCUCCACAAUGUGCUCCUCUCUGGGCCUCAUGGCCCUGGCCUGGAUGCUGCUGAGGGUUUAGUGACGGUUAAAUACUUCUUACCUGAAGUGCAUUGCCAUAUCUCCAAGAACCCUCAAUCUACCAACAUAUUUUCCUUAUAUUGAUUACCAACAAGGGUCAUCUUGACCCCAAGGAGAAACUAUUGGAAUAAGCAACAAUCAUAGCAAAAUGUGUUAAACUUAUUUAUUUUCAAAACAUAAUUAUUUACAAAUGUAAUGAAUGUUAUCUGAUAUAAAAUAACCUAAACAAACUGUUGUUCUUUUCCAAAAAGAAAACAAUGUUUUUCCUGUAUAUAAUGUGCAGCUUGAGUACAAUCAACCUUAGUACAAACAUCAUAUUUAUCGUCAUUUGAUUAAAGUAUCAUUUAGUUUUCAGAAUUUUGCAGUAAAUAUUAAUGUUGUCCUAUGAAUAUUGUAAAAAUGACUGCCAUUUAAAAAGGUUGUUCAAUUCACAUUUAAAAGAGACAUUGACACAAAA
Messenger RNA from Oncorhynchus masou masou (cherry salmon), 1465 nucleotides. RefSeq names its product carbonic anhydrase 4-like. Gene Ontology annotation, molecular function: carbonate dehydratase activity; zinc ion binding. The coding region runs from base 65 to 1009 and encodes 314 amino acids. Gene Ontology annotation, biological process: one-carbon metabolic process. NCBI's taxonomy places the organism in Eukaryota, Metazoa, Chordata, Actinopteri, Salmoniformes, Salmonidae. The transcript is spliced from 9 exons. The record is from RefSeq and is a predicted model, not a curated record. Gene Ontology annotation, cellular component: plasma membrane.